CGGAAAAAAAAAAAAAACCAUCCCUUUUGUGGAGCCUUCUGCAGAAGUUCAGGAAUUUCAACAGAGUGAUCUUUUGGCAUAAACUGGUUUUUCAAGAGACAUUCCUGCCAUUAUGAAUGAAGUAGCAAUAGUGAAGGAAGGGUGGCUUCACAAACGAGGAGAAUACAUAAAAACAUGGAGGCCACGGUAUUUUCUUUUAAAGAACGAUGGCACGUUCAUUGGCUACAAGGAACGACCGCAGGAUGUUGACCAGCGGGAAUCACCUUUAAAUAACUUCUCAGUAGCUCAGUGCCAGCUGAUGAAGACAGAACGACCUAAACCAAACACAUUUAUCAUUAGAUGCCUCCAGUGGACCACAGUAAUUGAAAGAACAUUUCAUGUGGAGACUCCAGAGGAGCGGGAAGAAUGGACAAAAGCCAUCCAAACAGUAGCAGACAGCCUCAAGAAACAAGAGGAAGAGAUGAUGGAUUUUAGGUCUGGCUCUCCCAGUGAUAAUUCAGGUGCUGAAGAAAUGGAAGUUUCUAUGACAAAGCCAAAACACAAAGUGACCAUGAAUGAGUUUGAAUACCUUAAACUACUGGGAAAAGGCACUUUUGGAAAGGUCAUUUUAGUUAAAGAAAAAGCAACCGGACGGUAUUAUGCUAUGAAAAUUCUGAAGAAGGAAGUUAUUGUAGCAAAGGAUGAAGUAGCGCACACGCUGACAGAAAACCGUGUUUUACAGAACUCGCGGCAUCCAUUCCUAACAGCUUUAAAGUAUUCCUUUCAGACACAUGAUCGCUUGUGUUUUGUUAUGGAGUAUGCUAAUGGAGGGGAGUUGUUUUUCCAUCUGUCAAGAGAGCGGGUCUUUUCUGAAGACCGGGCUCGGUUUUAUGGAGCUGAGAUUGUUUCAGCACUGGAUUACCUGCAUUCAGAGAAGAAUGUGGUUUAUAGAGAUUUGAAGUUGGAAAAUCUUAUGCUGGAUAAAGAUGGACACAUAAAAAUAACAGACUUUGGGCUAUGUAAAGAAGGCAUCAAGGAUGGAGCAACAAUGAAGACUUUCUGUGGCACUCCAGAGUAUCUUGCACCAGAGGUGCUGGAAGAUAAUGACUAUGGUCGUGCAGUGGACUGGUGGGGUUUAGGAGUUGUGAUGUAUGAAAUGAUGUGUGGCCGGCUCCCUUUCUACAAUCAGGACCACGAAAAGCUCUUUGAACUCAUCCUUAUGGAGGAGAUUAGAUUUCCACGCACUUUGUCACCUGAAGCAAAAUCUCUCUUGUCGGGUUUGCUGAAGAAAGAUCCUAAGCAAAGGUUAGGUGGCGGUCCUGAUGAUGCCAAGGAGAUUAUGCAGCACAAAUUCUUUGCUGGCAUUGUUUGGCAAGAUGUAUACGAGAAAAAGCUUGUACCUCCGUUUAAGCCACAAGUUACAUCUGAAACAGAUACAAGAUACUUUGAUGAAGAAUUUACUGCACAGAUGAUAACAAUCACUCCUCCUGACCAAGAUGACAGCAUGGAUUGUGUAGAUAACGAGAGAAGACCUCAUUUUCCUCAGUUCUCCUAUUCAGCCAGUGGAACCGCUUAAUGUUUUGCAAUGUUUUCUCAUUCAGAAACAAAACAGACUGCA
Messenger RNA from Gavia stellata (red-throated loon), 1597 nucleotides. RefSeq names its product AKT serine/threonine kinase 1 (gene AKT1). The record is from RefSeq and is a predicted model, not a curated record. Gene Ontology annotation, biological process: protein phosphorylation. The transcript is spliced from 13 exons. Gene Ontology annotation, molecular function: protein serine/threonine kinase activity; ATP binding. Lineage: Eukaryota; Metazoa; Chordata; Aves; Gaviiformes; Gaviidae. The coding region runs from base 113 to 1555 and encodes 480 amino acids.